UCAGAGUCGGUCCUACAUUUUUCGCAUUUUUCUCGGCUCCUGAGCCUCUUAGCUCAGGAGCCGUUCUUUGUGCCUUACCAACAGGCACGUUCACCAUCGUAGUUCAACGCCACCUGCUACCGCACGUUGAAGCGUUGAAGCUGCCCCAGAAGUGUCAGCAAUCUUCUCCUCUAAUCUCUGGUUACUGUACCAGCUAUAUGAGCGUCUGGAGGUUGGCAACAGUCAGUUGAUAUCUCGUAUGUGGCCCGACGCACUAACCAAACUGUGAUUGAUAUUUAAUGCCUUUACUCAAAAAAAUCAAGACAUUAUGUGCGUAACCUAUCCCUGGAGUUCACUGCGUUUCUGAAUACGUUUUUCGAUUCUUCAAUAUCAUGUGCGCUUGACUCGAAAUCUACGGUCAACCGCGAAUUAAUUAUUGCUUUUGGAGAUCACUGGAGUAAUCCGAGUCUGGGUAUUCUGCUUGUCGAGCUCAACCAGAAUCAAAAAUCUGCAACUAUGAGCGAUUCAAGUGAUCUGGAUCGCCAGAUUGAGCAAUUGAAGAAAUGUGAAAUUAUAAAGGAGGCGGAGGUGAAAGCGCUGUGUGCCAAAGCACGAGAGAUCCUGAUUGAAGAGAGUAAUGUGCAGAGAAUUGACUCACCUGUUACUGUCUGCGGAGACAUUCAUGGACAGUUCUACGACCUCAAGGAGCUGUUCAAGGUCGGUGGAGAUGUACCUGAGACAAAUUACCUGUUCAUGGGGGAUUUCGUCGACAGGGGGUUCUACAGUGUCGAGACAUUCUUACUUCUUCUUGCACUGAAGGUGCGUUAUCCAGAUCGAAUUACACUAAUUCGCGGUAACCAUGAGUCCCGGCAAAUCACACAGGUUUAUGGAUUCUAUGACGAGUGUCUGCGGAAGUACGGGAGCGUAACAGUUUGGCGAUACUGCACUGAAAUCUUCGACUAUCUGUCGUUAUCAGCGAUUAUCGAUGGAAAAAUAUUUUGUGUUCACGGAGGACUGUCCCCAAGUAUUCAGACACUUGAUCAGAUUCGAACGAUUGACAGGAAACAAGAGGUACCUCACGAUGGACCAAUGUGUGACCUUCUCUGGUCAGACCCAGAGGAAACUCAAGGCUGGGGUGUGUCACCCAGAGGCGCUGGUUAUCUAUUCGGCAGUGACGUAGUAGCUCAGUUUAAUUCAGCAAACGACAUUGACAUGAUCUGUAGAGCUCAUCAACUAGUGAUGGAAGGCUACAAGUGGCAUUUCAACGAGACUGUACUUACCGUCUGGUCAGCCCCCAAUUACUGCUACAGAUGUGGUAACGUAGCAGCUAUUCUAGAAUUAAAUGAACACCUUCAACGAGACUUCACAAUAUUUGAAGCAGCACCGCAGGAGAGUCGAGGAAUACCUAGUAAAAAGCCACAAGCUGACUACUUUUUAUAAUUAAAUCAUGAAUAAUGUAAUUGUAAUCGACCAAUGGACACUAAGAGGAUAUAAUAUCCGAUUAUCUCUGCCCCGCCCCAUCCUUACAUUAAAGGUUUUUCAAUAUUUUUUCACUAUAAAUCUCGUUUUUUCUUAUCAGGAUCAAUGAUUUCUGUGAGAACGAUUGACGAACGUCGAUUUACUCUUUAAUAUACUCCAUUUACUGUCAACAAUGUAUUUAUGAACAAUUAAUUCUCUGUAAUAAAAGAAACCAUCAUUUGUAGAAUUUUGUUUCUAUCAUUUUUUCAGAUCUGUAGAUACUUUCCCACUUUCUGAUUAACUGAGGAAAUUUAAGUUGUGCAGAUCUAUUGAGCACUGGUCUGGACUUGUCACAGAGUAUCUAGGUACUAAGAUAAAAUUUAGAGGCUAUUUCUAAGUAAUGGAACAACACGUCUAUCUUGCGAGUUUCUAAAAUAAUUUUUUUGUGAAAUGAGUAAAUAAUCAGAUUUCAAUAUUUGAUAUGACAUUCUACUCAUUUCAUAAGGUCUUUAAAAAGUCGCAGGGAGGUAGACGAAAUAUAAAUAAUUCGAUGGUUGAGGCGAUGGAGAAGAUGAUGAAAUUUAGGACGUGAAUUUUACUCUAUUUUUCAAUCUUUACUGUUGUCCUUCUAUUUCAUUGACCAUUUUUGGCAAAAGUAUGAAAUUGAAAAAUUAGUUUAAAGAAGUCCAAUAGAACGGAAAAAUAUUGAAGAGAUGUGAAUAUUAAAUUUUUUCAUACGUGAGGAAAUAGCGUUUUACGGUUAUUCUUAAUUCUUCUGCACCGCUCUGCAUUAAAGUCGAAAUUCAUUGAAAAUCCCUAAAAAAAUAAUAGUGGAAUACACAGCUAAGGUGGCACAUGUCAGAUUUCGCUCCCCCAGAGCCCUAAGGCUUGUUGGGCGCACUCCUGGGUUUCUUAGGUGCAUUGUACCGAAUCAAUAAAAACGCAAUUAUUAUCAAUACCGACAUAAUUCCGAUUCCAGUGCCCAAACGAAUCUCCGUAAAAUCAAUAAUUGAGUUGAGAGCGAUUUCUCGAAGUAUUGACUCCCCGUCGAGGGGCUCACAGGGUGCCUGAACGAUGAUAUCCUCACGUUGCACUUGUUUCGCUUUGCAAUUCACCAGUUUGUUGAGUGCAACUGAUCCAUGAAUUUGUCGGAGAAGCAGGGCCAGUGUCCACUCCAUUGGACUGAGAUUUUGAUACCAGAGGGGGAGGUUCUCGAGGUGAAGGGUGACCCCACCCCCCAGGGUUAUCUCGCCUAUUACCAAUCCGGACAGGAAUGCUGCCAGACCACUCCAUUUACAGAUGUGGGCGAAGAAUGUGCAGAUGAAGUGCUGCAGCAUCAGGUAGAGGAGACCGUAGGAAAGGUACGACCAGAGGGACGUCAGGUUUUCAUCCACUGCGAGGUGUAGACCUGACAUGGCAAAGGCUGGACCAAGGUAGAUUGCGUAGAUGAGACACCAGGAGGGAAAACUGCACAGUAACUGCACAGAAAAAAAAAGUAAGUGAACGUUUCCAUUGUUUCCUCGCGAAUCGUAAUUUUUUUGUGUGCAAUUGGCGCCUUAAGCCAAUACGACCAUUAUAUGGAAUGGGAAAUUACCUCUAUUAUGAUGUAAAUGAACCGACCAUAGAGUCCAUCUUUUAUGUCCCUCUCGACGUUGCGUCUGGCUCUCGUGAUAUCGAAUAUCUGCAAAAGCCCCAGAGGCCAGGAGAGAAUUCCCAAACUAGCGUAGUAAUACCCAACGCGAUCCUUCAGAUAUAAAUUGGUGUCUCCAGCGACGUCCCAAAACACGGCCCCAAGAAUAAUGCUGAGAGAGGCAGCGAUGAGAAUCUUCUGAAGAAGCCUUGUCAAGGCCCAGGGUUGGCUGUAGACUAGUGUCUUCAUGAGGAGGGCAUAAAUUUGUACAAAAAUAUUGGCAUCGUAUACAGCUGGAGGUAGAUUACCCGGAGGGCCUGGGUCUGACAAAGCAGGGAGACGAGCUUUAGCAAGCUCUGCUAAAUGAUCGAUUCGCUGCGAGGAUUCUAACAUGGCUUCUGCUGAGAGGUCAUCCAGAGUCACCAAAUCAACUGAACAAUCAUAGAAAAUGGAAGAAUUAUUUCAUUAGAAAUCCCAUUAAUUGAUUUUUUUUUGAAGAAAUUCAUAAUCAAUUCGUAAAACUUCUACAUAACAUUGGGAAUGGAAUUUUUUUUUAAACGACGAAAAAUAAUUGAGCUUCAACCGAUGUUACAAAAAGUGAACCAUGCAAGGUCACCAAGUCUCAUUUAACAAGUGGUUCAAAUUAUUUAUAAUUAUCGAGCGAUAAACUUUCCUCGUAAAUACUUUGACGACAGACUAAAACAAAAAGUUCUUCAUUUUUUGCUAGUAUAAAUACUGGCGAGUCAAACGAGCGGUUUAUUCCGUCCAUAACGACUUCAACAAGUGCAUCCAAGUGUCUAUUCAUCAGUAUGGAAAGUUGCAAAUUCAAAGUAUUACUGAUAUUGGUGGUAAUAUCAAUUGUGUGCAUCAACGUUGGAGAUUGCCAAGGAAAAAGAUGCGUUCGCCAUGACCAAUGUGCAGACAGCGACUGUGUUGAUACAUAUGGUGAGAUGUAUACGUCCGACCCCAGCAGACAAAUAUUGUGUGAUGGAAGCACCGGUUAUUGUAACUGUGCAGAGGGGUUCCCAAAAGAAUAAAUUGAAGAAAUAGGAAAAAAAAAACUUCCGGAACCUCUCUUUGAUUGCCGAACAGUAUGACCCAGAAUUUUCCUGAAUAAAUUAUAAUGCUAUUAUACUUAA
This is a messenger RNA of Diachasmimorpha longicaudata, 4206 nucleotides long. It is a transcript of the gene Pp4-19C, whose product is annotated as serine/threonine-protein phosphatase 4 catalytic subunit. The record is from RefSeq and is a predicted model, not a curated record. The transcript is spliced from 6 exons. Gene Ontology annotation, cellular component: cytoplasm; nucleus. Gene Ontology annotation, biological process: double-strand break repair via homologous recombination. NCBI's taxonomy places the organism in Eukaryota, Metazoa, Arthropoda, Insecta, Hymenoptera, Braconidae. Gene Ontology annotation, molecular function: protein serine/threonine phosphatase activity. Bases 496 to 1419 code for a protein of 307 amino acids.